CCGCAGUGAAGUGGGGCUGAUAUGGCUGGAGGAGGCAUGCUGCCCUCCCUGCCCACACUGACCGUGCUUGUGCCCCUGCUCUCCCUAGCAGGCUUGUUUUACUCGGCCAGUGUAGAUGAGACCUUCCCACAGGGCUGCACCAGCACAAACAGCUUAUGUUUCUACAGUCUCCUCCUUCCUAUUACGAUACCAGUUUAUGUGUUCUUCCACCUGUGGACCUGGAUGGGGAUUAAGCUUUUUAGGCACAACUAGUGCAAUGCAUUUGCUAACUCCUGGGCUUCCAUAAAGUGACAUAGUUUAUUUAAUCUCAUCUGGUAUUGCAGUUGGUUUGAGAGAGUCUCCUGGGACCAGUGACUGUCAUCGUUUUCCCAGUACUCUCUGGAACUAUGAGGACCCCUGUAGCAGCCUAGUAUUUAAUUAUUGCUAAGGCAGAUAAAGAGAGUAACAAGAAGCACUAAUUACUGCUAGUGUAUCCCAUGAAGUGUUGUGCAUUUGUGGUGGCACUAAUGAAAAUCUUCUAUGUAGUGAUGUUUUUUACGAGGAAGAACUGUACCCUGGCUGAAAUAACUUAAAUAAUAAACAAUAAUAACUAGCAGCA
This is a messenger RNA of Melopsittacus undulatus (budgerigar), 598 nucleotides long. It is a transcript of the gene PIGY, whose product is annotated as phosphatidylinositol glycan anchor biosynthesis class Y. The record is from RefSeq and is a predicted model, not a curated record. Lineage: Eukaryota; Metazoa; Chordata; Aves; Psittaciformes; Psittaculidae. The transcript has a single exon. The coding region runs from base 22 to 252 and encodes 76 amino acids. Gene Ontology annotation, cellular component: glycosylphosphatidylinositol-N-acetylglucosaminyltransferase (GPI-GnT) complex. Gene Ontology annotation, biological process: GPI anchor biosynthetic process.